Molecule: messenger RNA, 2857 nt
Organism: Suricata suricatta (meerkat)
Lineage: Eukaryota; Metazoa; Chordata; Mammalia; Carnivora; Herpestidae
Gene: TMEM106A
Product: transmembrane protein 106A
Exons: 8
Coding region: 662-1447 (261 amino acids)
Source: RefSeq, a predicted model, not a curated record
AGACCCUCCUUCCUUUCUGUCCCCUUUGGGAGGCAAGGGUCGCGGGACCUUCUGUGCCUUCUAGCCUGACGCAGGCACUCGCAUGUAACAGGCUCGACUAACGGCCUCAGGGUGUCUGGCGGGACUUGAAAUUCUCCCUCGAUGAAGUCCCAGCUUCUGCGGCCACUCCCCAACUGGGGCCCCUGGCUGAGUCCCGGAAUAGGGGAGGAAGCGAAGCGGCUUAGCCACCUGAGGCGGCGGGGACGCUGCUCCCAUCCUCCCUCCAACGUGGCCUAUUUUGCUCCCCCAGGCCUCUGCUGAAGGGGGCCACUAGCCUGGCCAGCCCCAGCCGUGGUCCCUCGGGUCACCCUACCCUACGAACCCUUCCCAAACACCAUUCCAGAAAUCUCACUCUUGGCUGACAGGAGCCCUGGAUCCCUGACCGAACCAGGCAGAUUGAGCUCCUCUGCAGCAGUGAAGGAAAACCCACUGCCAUUUCUGAUGGAGAGGCCCCACGUAACUGCUCAGUCUUCCGUCCCCUAGCUUCCUUGGGCUGGAGCUUGCUGACAUUGUGGUGGCGCUCCUUGCCAAUCUGGAGACCCCAAACCAGAGUUACCUCCAGUGUCCGUGCUAGCAAGCUUAGCACUGAAUUCUUUUCUUAUUAGUGAAAACUCCCCGAGUGAUGGGUGAGACGUUCUCCCAGUUGGGUUCUCGGGAGGAUGAGAACAAGUCGAUGCUGCCCCCCAGCCCAGCCAUGGGCAGCAAGGCUGCCUGCCACUCCAGCAUCCGAUGCAGCAAGGCUUUCUGUUCCUGCCUGCCUCGUGAAGGAACUGCCGGUGCCAGCUUUGUGACUUGUCCCACCUGCCAAGGCAGAGGGGAGAUCCCCACAGAGCUAGAGAAGCAGCUAGUGGCCCUCAUCCCCUAUGGGGACCAGAGGCUGAAGCCCAGGCACACGAAGCUCUUCGUGUUCCUGGCGGUGCUUACCUGCCUUGUGACCUCCUCCCUCAUCCUCUUUUUCCUGUUUCCCCGGCCCACCUCCGUGCAGCCCGCAGGCCUCAACUCCUCCACAGUGGCCUUUGAUGCGUCUCAUAUCAACAUCACCAUAACGAAUAUCUUAAACAUCUCCAAUAGUAACUACUACCCCGUCACCGUGACCCAGCUGACCAUUGAAGUGCUACAUCUGUCCCUCGUGGUGGGGCAGGUCUCCAAGAACCUCCUCCUACACAUCGGACCUUUGGCCAGUAAACAGAUGUUUUAUGCGGUGGCCACCGAGAUAGGGGAUGAAAACACCUACAAAAUCUGUUCCUGGAUGAAAAUCAAAGUCCACCAUGUACUUCUGCACAUCCAGGGCACCCUGACCUGCUCCUACCUGAGCCAUUCAGAGCAGCUAGUCUUCCAGAGCUAUGAAUAUGUGGACUGCCGGGGAAACACGUCAGUGCCCCACCAGCUGGCCCCUCACCCGCCAUGACCUGUCUGCUGCCCCCAAACUCCAGGCCGCUGCCAGCCUAGGCUGUGUCUCCCAGCGCCCAAGGAAGGACUCCAGUGACUUUGCCAAAGGGAAAGCCCUGCUUUAUUAAACCUCGCUCCCCACAUGCACUCAGCACAGGAAGCUCUCGGUGGAAGUUAACUUUACACACACGGGCACACGCAUCCCCUGAUUUACACACACACACAAAGAAGUUUGGUUCUUCUAGGAGUUUUCCCCUUGGUCUGUCCUGAGGAAAGUCUGACCUGAUGUUCUUCAGAGCUGCCAGAGCCCCUGGAGUGGCGCCUGCCCUUUCGGGGCUGAGCACCUUGGUUGCCUAACUUCUCGAGGGCUGGCUUUCCUCCAGCCUGGAUGAAGAAAGCUUUCAUUUUAUCUGGCUCUUAAAACAUGGAUCUUUUUCAAGCUCUCCACCCAGGGAUGGGACUGUGACUUGAGGACCUCCAUGCUGUCUCGUGCCACCCUGCUUUGGUCAUGUGACAAAGGGAUGGUGAUGGUCUGCUUCUCUCCUGGUAACUUGUCCCCUGCCGGCAAGAUUGGCCAAGGCCCUUUGGCCCCGCAUCCUCCCUGGUUAAGGACUGUUCCAGUUCCUAGGAAGACAGGGCCCUUCUCAGGCUAAAGCUUCUCCCCGCCCACAAAAUAGAUUUAUUAUUCUCGUCACAGCAGGAGCCAAAGUAGUAGGGGAGGGGAGGAGGCACCCCCUCCGCCUGUCCAGGAAAAACCCUAUGCAGGAAAAACGGAGAGGAGGAGACAGAAUCAUCCGAUAAGGUGUCUAUUGAAGGAAAGCUGCUUUCUGGCUGGUGGUGCGACCACAAUCCUGAGUCCAUGUGAGGACACAGAGAGGUCGAAUGGUGGUCCCAGCUGCUCCCCCGGGGGAACCUGCAGAGGCGAACCUAUCCUGAGUCUCAGGGUCCAGCCACGCUGCUGGGCCCUGCAGCUUCCCCGGCUUAGCCCCAGGGCCCAUCCUGCACACCCAGAGGCCUUGGCCUCUGCUCCCUCCCCCGCCCACUCCGGGUAUUGACACUAUGGAGCUGUAAAUCAGUAGGGACCGGCCUUGACCUCUCUCUUUGCUGUCGCUCAGAUGAAGCUAAGUCCCGGAUAACCCGGAUAACAGGCUCCAAGCAGAGGCUGUUUUGUAGCUGAGCCGGAAUGAUAAUUGCUCACUAACGGUGGCUGUGGUUUUCCUCAGGCAGGGACAUGAACUUAGGUGGUGGGGAAAGUGAAUGUGAAGCUGGAUGGCCGGAGAGGCAGGAAGUGUCACAGCACCCGGCUAGUUAGCUGGGGCGCGGCAUCGAGAAGGUGCUGGCUGGAGCACAGAAGUCCAGAAAGGCCAGGCCAGUUUCUGCUGUGUGUAAGGUUUACAUUGUGUUCAAUAAACUGUAUUUGCCGGUGUUA